UUUUUCGCCUAAGUGCCUAGACCUGUAUACAAGACCGUGGUAUGACGUAUCACCAGUUUCAAUAUGACAGAAGAACUCUCAGGUGUUACUAUUGUAAUAUUUAUCGCGGCUGGAGUAUUAACAAUAGUGUUAUUAUUUAUAUUUGCUAAAAGACAAAUAAUGAGAUUUGCCUUACGAUCACGACGAGGUCCGCACGUCCCUAUCGGUCACGAUGCGAAAAAGUCUUUGAAGAGAGAAACUGAAAGACGGAUAGAAGUAAUACCAAGGAUACAAUACGAACCACAACUCAUAAGCGAUCCCAGAUACAUAAUGGCACCUGGUGGUCAGGUCCCACCACAUUAUUAUAGAAUGAAAGCUGUUGAUGAUGUGAAGACUUUAGAGGCUGAAAUUACUCGAUAUGACAAUUGCAUGAGACGUCAUCCGUCUGAAAAUCUAAGAGCCUAUUUAUUGAUGACACUUGCUGCUCCACUAAAUGGUAGUGGUCAGCGUCUUAUUCACCAGUUCUGUGAUUUGUAUGAACAUGCACGACAUGAUCCAACUGAAUUUACUGAUGAGGAAUAUCAAGUAUACUCUCGAUUACUACUUAAACUCAUUGAUGCUGCACGUCUCUUGAAAUCAUAUCCAAGCAGUAGAAAGUCAAGUCCAAGCCGUACACCUAUCAAGAAGAAUGUUGAAACAAAGAGACACAUUCUAGAACCAAGGAUGCGUAUGCCUGAUGACCAAAUUUUAUGUGGCUCGCGUCCUAACACGUUGACAGUAAUGGCAUUAGAUAAUAGCGAAACGUCUGUGUAGCAUUAUGGGUAUCGUCACAUACAACACAUGUGACGAGAGCAUAGCAAGAUAAUAGAAUGAAAUUUUUAAUUGUUGGAAAUUCUAUAAACUUUUAAUAUGUUUUUGCUAUCUAUUGUAAUGAUUUUACUGUUAGGGGAAAGUUUGGUACGAAGCCAAUGACAGCAAGACUUUAUAUUAUAUUAAUAGUCAAUCUGAUGAAUUUAUCAGGAACAUAAUUAUUAGUUUGAAUAAUGCAUUUACUAGAAUAGUUUUCACACUAUAAAUCUGUUUCGAUAAGAGUUCAGGAAUAUGUAUUAUAUUUAGUGGUUGAUGUGGAAAUACUGCAUGUGCGAAUAGUAUAAUAGUAAAAUAACAUAAUUUAUUCAUAAUUGCAUUGUAUAUAUAUCAUCUCAUAAAGGUCAUAUCUAGUCAUAAAAGAGGAUAAGAUUGGGGUGGCUCGCAUAAAAUGAUAAGGACUUUGUUGAGUCGUUUGUAUGAAUAGUUAGUAAUAUAACUGUAAUAACAUUUUAUAAUAAGAAUAGUCAAUAGAAAUUUAUUGGAAAGGAAAAA
Cephus cinctus (wheat stem sawfly) is the source of this 1341-nucleotide messenger RNA. RefSeq lists its product as uncharacterized. Bases 64 to 792 code for a protein of 242 amino acids. The transcript has 4 exons. Lineage: Eukaryota; Metazoa; Arthropoda; Insecta; Hymenoptera; Cephidae. The record is from RefSeq and is a predicted model, not a curated record.